CGGAAACAGCAUGGCAUCAGGGUUGUUUCUGAAGUGUGUGUAGAUUAGAUUUGCCAAAUUAUUUGUAGGCUAUAUUCUAAUCUGUCGUGGAGUUUUAUAUUGGAUGUAUUUCAUAUAGUGCAAAUUGCUUGGUCAUUACACUAAUGUCAGUUAGAUUAUACGUGUAAGUUAACGUUAACGCAGUCAGUAAUAACCGUAGAAGACCACCAUGAAGCUCAAACGGCAAAAACAAGCCAAGAAAACAAUAAGCUUUUAUAAAUAUAACUUCAGUUUUCGGGAACCUUUUCAAAUAUUACUCGAUGGAACUUUCUGCCAAGCUGCGCUCAUCGGGAAAAUACAGAUCAAAGAACAAAUGCCAAAGUAUCUCAUGGGAGAGGUGCAACUCUGUACCACCAGCUGUGCUCUAAAAGAAGUAGAAUCUCUGGGGAAAGACCUGUACGGCGCAAAACUCAUUUUACAGAAAUUUCAGGUCAGGAGAUGCCCACACUUCGAUGAACCAGUUCCAGCGUCGGAGUGUCUGUUAUCUAUGCUGGAAGGCACAAACCCACAUCACUAUUUCAUUGCCACACAGGAUAAUGAACUGACAAAAGGCCUCAAGGAAAUACCAGGUGUGCCAAUUAUGUAUGUUAUCCGAAACACCAUGGUGUUGGACAAGCCAUCCGAAGGUUCCCUCAAACGUGUCCAGGCGGUCCUUGCCGGGGAGAUGGUGCCUCCAUCUCAGCAGCAGAGCAUCAGCAAGCUGAAGGAAGCGCAAGGAGUCAACGCAGAGGAAGGCGUUCGACGCAAGCGCAAACGCAAGUCGGGGAACCCAAAUCCACUGAGCUGCAUGAAGAAGAGGAAGAGCGGACCCACGCCACCCAAACCGAGCACAGACGGAGAGCAGAAGAAGAAGAAACCUAGAAAACGCAAACGAAAACCUGCAGCUGGAGCUGGAGGAGCAGGAGGACAGACUGUCACAGUCAAGCCAAAUACUCUCUAGUAGUUUCAGGACCAAAAUGUGCAAGUGGACUUUGAA
Molecule: messenger RNA, 1015 nt
Organism: Sardina pilchardus (European sardine)
Lineage: Eukaryota; Metazoa; Chordata; Actinopteri; Clupeiformes; Clupeidae
Gene: utp23
Product: UTP23 small subunit processome component
Exons: 3
Coding region: 209-979 (256 amino acids)
Cellular component (GO): nucleolus; small-subunit processome
Molecular function (GO): small ribosomal subunit rRNA binding
Source: RefSeq, a predicted model, not a curated record